AUGUGUGUGAGCCAUCGUGGCCGUUUCCGGAAGGUCGGUGACUACAUCGUUUAUGAAGUUGCUGGGUUCCGCUUCUUCAUGAUUUUAGGCAAAGACAUGAUUGUUCGUUCUUUUCACAACGCCCCCUACUUUGAUAACCUUCCAGGCUUCGACAAAAGUCAAAAUAGUCUCUUCGAGAUUCAUACAAAGGAAGACGGAUAUGGAUUUCUUCACAUCAACGUUAGCGCCAGCGAGGAUGUGGCUACUACGACUCCCCUAGAAGCUACCCGGAGCGGGGAACUCGGCCAAAUCAAGCUCGACUCUCACCUGAUUGAUACCAUGGAAUUUAAGGGAAGAUUCAACUGGAAGGUUAUACUCAACAAUCAACCGAAGAAAUCUUCGACAGACGCUUCAACCAAGGGCAUUAUGGGAACCUUGUUAUCCCAAAGCCCGCCUUCUGUUGGAAAGAUAAGCUUUUUCCCUUUAACGACGGUACAGACUAUGUCUAAUGGGCCCUUCUGGUACCAACUUACCCACUCUCCUGAAACAUCCCAGCAGACAGCAAUACGUUGCGACGUAUACUCUUCUAUUGCCUCAAAAGACUAUAAACUUGAAGAUGCUACUAAGAUUUCUCUUACAAAUGAGCUGAAGCAAAAUAUAAGAGAGUUUGAGAAGCAACACAAGCAGUUGACUACUUCUGGUUACCACUCAACCGGUGCUAAUGAUUCACAUGUGAACAUUCUUCGCAUGGUAGAAGGGCAUCUUGGGCAGGAGAAAAUCAGAGGCUCUGAAAUCAAACCAGCUACGGUUAAACAACAGUUUCAAAGCGAAGCUUUUACUAAAGCUGACCAAAGUGAGUUUUCCUUGGUGAGAUUAUAA
Molecule: messenger RNA, 858 nt
Organism: Metarhizium brunneum ARSEF 3297
Lineage: Eukaryota; Fungi; Ascomycota; Sordariomycetes; Hypocreales; Clavicipitaceae
Source: RefSeq, a predicted model, not a curated record